ACGGAACGUAAGGCAGAGGGGUGCAAGCUAGAAAAAUCGAAAUAAACGACAGUGAAGGGCGACGGACGAAAGGCCUAUUCCUGUGCCCAUCCACCCUACGCGGGCCACUAGAAAUCCCCCACUUGACCCGCCAGCCAAUAGCAUUCCAUGGAAACGGAUGGCUUUUCCCCGCCCGGCCAAUACCCUUCGAGAUAAGGCCCCUCCGUGGGCCCCGAAAGCCCAUCCUCCCCCUUCCGCCAAAGCGCCACGACCCCAAAAGCGCACCGUGGGCCACCCCCACCCCCGGCCCCCGACGGCUGUCCUUCCUAAAUGGAAUCAACUCCCGGAUAUUUCCCAUUCUAGACAGCACCCUUUUUCUUCACCAGACUCUGGCCGGCGUAGCAAAAUCCUGGUAUAGUAGGAAAAAAAUCGGGCAUGAGCCACCACCACUCCGACAAACAGCGCUUCUCCGCCGGCGCCCUCGGCGCCAGGACGGCGCGCGCCUGCGAUAGCUGCCUCCGUCGCCGUGCCCGCUGGUACUGUGGUGCCGAUGAUGCCUUUCUCUGCCAGGCUUGCGACUCCUCCGUCCACUCCGCUAACCCCCUCGCCCGCCGCCACCACCGGCUUCGACUGAAGACCUCCUCUUCAUCCCCUCCUUCCACUGCUAAUUCCGAAGAUGCGCCCCCGCCGUGGCUCCACGGCUUCAGGCGCAAGGCCCGCACCCCUCGUGGCAAGCCAGCGCCGGCGGGACCUCCGAAGUUAGAGCCACUCGUGCCGGACCUUGAGGCGGAUGAGAAGCUGUACAUCGAGGAGGAGCACCUCCUCUAUCGCGUGCCCAUCUUCGACCCCGUCCUCGCCGAAUUCUGCUCCCCGCCGGCGCUCGACGAGGCCAGCGGUCUCACCGACGAGGCGAAGCCUGCGGUGCAGCAGCAGCCACCCGAGCAUGCACCCGUUUUUGCAGCUGCUGCUGGGCUCCACCCGUCCGACCUGGACCUCGCCGAGUUUGCAGCCGACGUGGAGAGCCUCCUCGGUCGAGGGCUCGAUGACGACAAGUUCUGCAUCGACGCGCUGGGCCUGAUGGAUCCGGCAGAGGGUGACGACAAGGGGCGAGUGAAGCUGGAGCUGGACGUCGGUGCAGGGGGGGAAAGGAGCGACAUCGUGGCCUGCGACAUAGAUAUGGAGAUCGAUCUUUCUCGGGAGACACUGGACCUUGACUUCGGCUGUGGAUCUCCAGCAGCAGUGGAGGAACUUGAAGAUCAGAAAGCUGCAGAAGAGGCAGCCAUGGCGUCGGGUGGUGGCUGUGUAACCGAAGCAGUGGCGGCAGGUAGGAGGAUGACACUCAGGCUGGACUACGAGGCGGUCAUCGCUGCGUGGUCUUGUAAGGGUUGCUCCCCGUGGACCGACGGGGAGCGGCCGCAGUUCAACCCGGACGACUGCUGGCCCGAUUUCGCGGGAAUGAUGUGGGGCGGCGCAGGCGGAGGGGGUGGUGGAGGCGAGGUGGCACCGGUGUACGGAGAGGUGGGCAUGGUGGCGGGGAACGGAGGGAGGGAGGCGAAGGUGACGAGGUACCGGGAGAAGCGGAGGACGAGGCUGUUCUCGAAGAAGAUCCGGUACGAGGUGCGGAAGCUCAACGCGGAGAAGCGGCCACGGAUGAAGGGCCGCUUCGUGAAGCGCGCGGCGGCUCCCUUUCCUUUUUGACGACCGCUCCCGGGGGAACAAACCGCAAACGAAGAAGCCAUAGUGCAGUCCUGGUAGCACUGCCUCGCUGCUCUUUAGUAUAUAUAUUGUAGAAAUAAUAACCCUCUCUGUCUCUCUCUCGCUCGCUCGCUCGCUCGCUCUCUCGCUUGCUCUGAGAUUAGCUGUUGUUGUUGGUUUUUACUUCUGUGAAAUAGGUGGGCCUAUUUAUGUGCCUAAACCUUAAUCAGAUGUGGCUGGCCAUGCCUGUUUUUUUGCUGGAACGAACAGUUCGUCCCAGUUUCAUGUCAUCAGUGUAAAAAUCCCUUUGGUCUAGAAAUAAUAGAUGGAGGCAGAGUUAUAAUAGAAAAUCAAGUUUUUUCGAUAUUUA
Messenger RNA from Phoenix dactylifera (date palm), 2044 nucleotides. RefSeq names its product zinc finger protein CONSTANS-LIKE 16. Gene Ontology annotation, molecular function: protein binding; zinc ion binding. Lineage: Eukaryota; Viridiplantae; Streptophyta; Magnoliopsida; Arecales; Arecaceae. The record is from RefSeq and is a predicted model, not a curated record. Gene Ontology annotation, cellular component: nucleus. Gene Ontology annotation, biological process: regulation of DNA-templated transcription.